AUGCAAACUCCCCGCUUAGUUAGGCACCACAUUCCGACUUCCUUCGCGGGCCGAUUAAAAUCGGUCGCAGGUCGAAUUAAAAUUGGUCGUGGGCUGAAUCCGGCUGCCGGGCCGCCGGUUGCCCACCGAUGGUGGCUGGUGGAAUACUUUGGGCAGCUGUCGGUGGAGGACUCGCUCGAGUGUUUGAAGGCAAUGCUACAGACAAACAUGCGACAGAACCUGCAAAUAGUUGUGCAGAUUUCAACAAAAUACCACGAACAGCUCACCACUCAUGCGCUUAUUGACCUGUUCGAGUCAUUCAAAAGUUAUGAAGGACUGUUUUAUUUCCUUGGUUCCAUUGUCAAUUUCUCACAGGAUCCUGAAGUUCACUUCAAAUAUAUACAGGCAGCCACAAGAACAGGACAGAUCAAGGAAGUGGAGAGAAUUUGUCGUGAAUCAAACUGCUACGAAGCCGAGCGAGUCAAAAAUUAUCUAAAAGAAGCAAAGUUGACCGAUCAGCUGCCCCUUAUCAUUGUCUGUGAUCGGCAUGGCAUGGUGCAUGACCUCGUCCUCUACUUGUAUCGAAAUAAUCUACAAAAAUAUAUCGAAGUAUUCGUGCAAAAGUUUGUUGUAUGGGCUGCUGCUGCUGCUGCUUCGUUAUGA
Molecule: messenger RNA, 642 nt
Organism: Gongylonema pulchrum
Lineage: Eukaryota; Metazoa; Nematoda; Chromadorea; Rhabditida; Gongylonematidae
Source: the annotation of a GenBank genome assembly